Molecule: messenger RNA, 2544 nt
Organism: Naegleria fowleri
Lineage: Eukaryota; Heterolobosea; Eutetramitea; Acrasida; Naegleriidae
Exons: 1
Coding region: 1-2544 (847 amino acids)
Biological process (GO): protein homooligomerization; proteasome-mediated ubiquitin-dependent protein catabolic process
Cellular component (GO): Cul3-RING ubiquitin ligase complex; cytoplasm
Molecular function (GO): cullin family protein binding
Source: RefSeq, a predicted model, not a curated record
AUGUGUCCCAUUCUAACACCAACCAACAACAACAACAAUAACAACAACAACAACAACACCACAACUAUUCAAUCCAUUCCCACCAAUUCAUUGUACAAUACUACUACUACUCCACAGACAAUCAACAGCAACAACAUGAUGAUGAAUAACAACCACACCUCUCCGAAUCAUCAAUUGAUUAGAUUCAACGUGGGUGGAAAAAUCUUUUACACCACUCGUGAGACCAUCAUGAAUUCGUAUCAUCACUCUGCCAUUUAUUAUCCAAAAGUUUCAUGUGGAACCAAUAACUCGCUGAAUGAUUCCAUGAUGUUUCCAGGCAAUUGUUGUCCAUUCUCUCAAAAGAUUCGAUCACCAUCGAGUCGUAGUUAUCAUUAUUCCUCUCAACAACUAAGUUCAAAUCUUGGUAGAAGUAAUGCACCAUCAUCUGGCAGCAGUGGUGGGGACUUGGAUCCGUCAGCUGUCAACGCAAGCUCUUCCUCCAUGUAUAAUUCUCUUUCAACCUUUGUUGAUAUGCAUAACCGCAAACAUCGAAUGAGUACAGCAGAUAGUACCAAUGCUCCCUCUCUCGUGGACCCUCAUCAUUCAACAAGUGCUCAUUCCCGAAAUAACAGCUUGUCUUCCUCGUCUCGUCCUGCCUCCACAACUUCCAUUCCGAAUUUUGAAAACUAUUUCACACGCCUACUCGAUGACAAUCAGCAUUUAGGAAUUAUUCGUGACGAGAAUGGAUGUUUCUUCAUUGAUCGAAACCCCAAGUACUUUGCCAUCAUUUUGGAAUACUUGAAAAGUGGAGAGUUAAACUUAUUCGAUUCUGCCGAGUAUCGUUCAAGCGAAUUGGACACACCAGAACAUGGAUUUCACGAUUUACAAUUAUUUGCUCAGAAAAUUAUUAGAGAGGCUGACUAUUUCAUGAUUGACAUUUCUGAUCAAUUAUUUAACAUUGUGGGAGACCAAUUAUAUGUCUCUGAAUUCUUCCAGGAUCGUACCAAUCGUUCGAAUCAACGUUGUUUGAUAUUCUUUGAUAAGGACUCACAUCGAAGACCUUGCUCAUUGUACAUGAGUGGUAUUUGGUUCGAUCAUCACAUUAUUGAUAAGGAGUGCUUUGUGAGAAAUGGAGUCAUUGAAAUUUAUAUGGAAGAGAACACCAUGGCAGGUACCAUGUUGACCAAUGAUUCUAUCAUGAUGAUGAACCCUAAUGCUGCCAAUAACUACAACAACAGUAGCAGUGGUUCUUCAUCUCGUGCAAGAAGAAACAAACAAAACAAUGCAUCCAACAAUCAAAAUUCCAAUUCCAACAUGGGUCAAGGCAAUGCCUCCGAUUUUGAUGCCUCCGAUUAUUAUUACUACUCUGAAACUCCCAUCAAUAAGCGUAAAAGUUUCAACUCGGACACGUUUUUCAGUUCUCUCUCCAAUAUGGUCAACAACAAUAUGAGCCAUGUGGCCUCACAAACCAAACAUUCCUUAGGAGGAGGAUCAGGUACAGGAGGAGGACCUCUUCGUCUCCACUUUGUCAUUCAUCCACAAGUCGACGUGAAGAGCAAUGAGAAGAGAAGUAUGAUGAAUUUUGUUGGAAUGGAUCCUUCCAUGCUUGAUUGUUACAUUCAUCAGUCUUCUUCUUCGCCAUCAUCAUCAAUUACAACAACCACCACCACCACCACCACAACAACAGUCACCUCUCAUCCUCUUCCUCAUGAAGCACACAACACCAAUACCGACAUUCAUGGCAAAUCAAGCACGGCAGCCGAUGAAUUUUCCUCUCUCUUCUCCACGUAUGGCAUGCUUGGAGCUUCUCGAAGACUCUCCAUGGAAUUUCCUCAAUUGGUUGAGAAUUACCUCGUCGUGAAAGACAUUAGUUCCUUCCGUCGUGAAUUUCGUCUGAAGGAAAUGGAUGAACCAGCCACACCCAAAGCUCAAUUCAAUAAGAAGUAUUUCAAUCUUUCCGACUACAACCAUUCGGUCAAGUUGAUACGAGAUGACAAGGAUCUAGAGCAUGUCAUUGUCGUGGAGACCUUUACUCAAAUUCCCGAAAAGUUCAGUGAAGUCUUCGCCUCAAUGGGAACCUCUCCUGGUAGUGCUAUUGGUAGUAAUGAGAACAACCGAAGAGUUGGCAGUGAAAUUCCCCUCACCAUUAGUGGCUCCUUAGAUGAUUCUCGUGGUGGUGGAGGUGGUGCUAGCGGUAGUGGUAGUGGUAGCAGUGGUAGUGGUAGUUCCACUCAUCAUCAUCAUCAUGGUUAUGCGACUACUGGAAAUUUCGAAUCGGAUCAGUACUUGGAAGUAGCCAGCAGUGAUGAAGAUGAAUUUUCAGUCCCUCAAUUAGCCUCCUCCAAAAGAAAGAGCAUCAAUCCCAACGUUCUUCAAAAGAAUAAGAGUGGUACCGUCUCACGUACGAUGGAACAAACCAAAGAGACUCGUAUGAGAGUCAUUCGGAAUAAUUUCUUUGCCAAGAGCAAACGUGAGUUUUUAUAUAUUGAGAGUAAGAAUAGAAUUUAUUGGGCCUCUUAUUCAAGAGGGUUGAUUACUUUGGAGUUGAGUAAUAAGAACUUGUAA